Messenger RNA from Triticum dicoccoides, 2719 nucleotides. RefSeq lists its product as uncharacterized. The coding region runs from base 515 to 1363 and encodes 282 amino acids. Lineage: Eukaryota; Viridiplantae; Streptophyta; Magnoliopsida; Poales; Poaceae. The transcript has 3 exons. The record is from RefSeq and is a predicted model, not a curated record.
UCAAAUUCCAGCGCCUCGACCCCCGUCUGAAAUCCGAAUCUAGGGUUAGGGAUCCGACCGAAUUCCCGAGAGAACCCACCACCAAAAUCCCAGCUUCCGGCGCAUGGCGGCGGCGGUGGAUUCGUAGCAGCACUGCUCCGGAUCGGCAGCCGCUGCUAAGCUCCAGCCGCCACAAUUGGGGCCUCCAGGGCAGCACCUCUGCGGGGGAAGCUCGGCAUCCUGCAGCUCUCCGAAGCCGAGAAGAUGGGGGUCAGGAUCACCGGCAGGCAGCGGCAGCCAUGCCCGUCCCCGCAGGCGAGCGGCGAGCUCCAGGCGGUCGGCAAGCUCCUCUCGGAGAGGCCGGCCAGAGCGCAGCACGUGGGGACGUCUCUGGGGGCGGUCUGGAUCCCCUCCUUCGGGGGUCAAAUGCGAAGACCUUGGCCGGAACCGAUUCCUCUUCACCUUCCGCUAGGAGGCCGACAAGGAGAAGGCUCUGGAUGCCGGGCCCUGGAGCUUCGCCGGCCAUCUGCUGGUGAUGGAGGAUUUUUCGGCCGGAGCGACCACCAUGGACGAGCGCAGGUUCGACAUGGUGCCGGUCUGGGUCAGGGCGUACGGCGUCCCGGCUGGCUCGAUGAGCUGGGAGACCGGGGAGCUGGUUGGUGAGCAGGUUGGGAAGGUUCUUGAGGUGGAUACGGGCGCGAAUGCCGACUCGACGGGAGCGUUCAUGCGGAUCAAGGUGAGAAUGGACAUCACGGUCCCGAUUAUGAGGUUUGUGACAUGCUUUAUUCAGGAUGAUGAAGAGGAUAUGACUACACUUGGGGACGUCUCUGGGGGCGGUCUGGAGCCCCGGUUCCAGCGUCGACUGCGAGGACCUCGGCCGCCAGGAGGCCGACAAGGACAAGGCUCUGGAUGCCGGCCCUGGAGCUUCGCCGGCCAUCUGCUGGUGAUGGAGGAUUUUGCGGGCGGAGCGACCACCGUGGACGAGCGACGGUUCGACACGGUGCUGAUCUGGGUCAGGGCGUACGGCGUCCCGGCGGGGUCGAUGAGCAAGGAGACCAGAGAGCUGGUUGGUGAGCGGGUUGGGAAGGUUCUCGAGGUGGAUACAGCCGCGAAUGCCGACUCGACGGGAGCGUUCAUGCGGGUCAAAGUGAGAAUGAACAUCACGGUCCCGAUUAUGAGGUUUGUGACAUGCUUUAUUCAGGAUGAUGAAGAGGAUAUGACUACACUUGGGGACGAUGAAAAGGAGGAGAGGAGAAGAUCCUCGCCUUUACCUACGAGAAUAUCCCCGACUUCUGCUAUGGCUGCGGGAUACUUGGGCAUACAGAGAAGUCAUGCCCGACUAGAUCUGCAAGAACGGGGAGCCGGCAGUUUGGGCCAUGGCUAAGGACAGUUGUUAUCAUCAACAAGGGGGCCUCGAGUGAAGAGAGGACCAGACGCUCAAAGGACAAAUCGAAAUUCUGACCAAGUAGUAGUAUAGGCAGUAAACAGGGUAGCGGUGGGCCGUCUUGGCGGAAAGAUUUACCGAGAACAGAGGACGAUCAAGGGGUCCAGAACAAAGUAGAAGAUAAAGUUUAUAAGGCUGUAAAAAGUUUGAAGCAAGGUACUUUCAAGAGGAAGAAAGGAAUCCAGCAAAAUCAAUCAAAUAUUUUGACAGAGUCGAAGAAGAGGAAUGUUGAUAUAAUGAAUGUCGAUGAGGUGAUACAAGUAGCAAACAAAGCGAAGAUGGAAAUUCAUGGGGAUGAAGAAAAUGCUCACUCAGAAAUGCUAGACGCCGGGCUGCUGGGACAGCCUAGCGAUUCAAAAUGAGAAUCCUAGUGUGGAACUGCCGGGGAUUGGUGAAUGGCCCGGCAGUGAGAGGUAUUCUGGAUCUCCAGGAGCAGGUUGACCCCGACAUCCUCUUAUCUCAAACUGAACUCGAUAAGAGGAGGAUGGAGAAUUUUGAGUGGAUGCUAGGAAUGGGGAACAUGAUGGUUAGAGAUUGUGAUGGAAAGAGUAUAGAGGAUAUGCGUUGCUGCACAAGAGAUAAGUGAAGCUGGAACUGCAAAACUACUCCAGGUAUCACAUUGAUACUAAACUAGUGGGAAAAUAUGGUUUGAAAUGGUGUUUACCAGGCAUUUAUGGAGAGCCUGUGAAUGCUAAAAGGAAGAUAACUAGGAAGUUAUUGCACAUCCUCAAUCAGCAUUUUAACCUCCCAUGGUUGUGCACUGGCGACUUUGACGAGAUCAUGUAUAAUCAUGAGAAGAAGAUGAAGAAGCAGGUGGUUUUAAUUGGCCAAAGUUGUGGUCGCUUCCCCUCCCCGGCAAGAUUCUUCAACUUUGAUGGCGCCCGUCUACAGAGAGUUUACCCCUGCGCAUGAAGCUUCAACAAAGAGGUUGAGCAAAAAGGGGUAAGGCAAAAGCAGCAGCCAAAGGAAAGAUGGUCCAGGCCUCCACCAGAAAUUUUGAAAAUCAACACGUACAACGCUUUCCUGAAAGAAAGAAAAAUUCUGGAGGUUGGGGCUAUGCCAUCAGAGAAGCAUGACUGUGGUAUGGCGAUGGCAGGUGGUGCAGGUGAUCUGGAGCAAGUCUCAGACGCGCUUCGUUCAGAGGAUUUGGGGAUGUUUUAUGCCAUAAGGACAUCCAUCCAAAUGUGUUGUAAUCAAGAGAUGGUGGAAACUGACUCUGUAACUGAAGGAUGCGGUAUGCACUGAAGAAUAUGAUAUGUGAUCUCUGCGAGCUAUUUUCAUAGACAUUAAGUUCCA